Scomber japonicus (chub mackerel) is the source of this 2002-nucleotide messenger RNA. It is a transcript of the gene dcaf17, whose product is annotated as ddb1 and cul4 associated factor 17. Lineage: Eukaryota; Metazoa; Chordata; Actinopteri; Scombriformes; Scombridae. Gene Ontology annotation, cellular component: Cul4-RING E3 ubiquitin ligase complex. Bases 200 to 1720 code for a protein of 506 amino acids. The record is from RefSeq and is a predicted model, not a curated record. The transcript is spliced from 14 exons. Gene Ontology annotation, biological process: protein ubiquitination.
GCAACACUUUGGAUAACUGGGAACUUUUAGCUGGAGCUGAACAUGCAGCGCAGUGAAAGGUUGUAAAAUUAUCGGACUGGAAAAGCAAAUCUUACCUGUAGGCUAGUAUCUGUGGUGCUGUGUUGUGUUCACCUCAAGGAGUUGGUGGCUCUUCUUGACAUGCUACCAGUCUUCUUGUAGAGAUAAGUGUCGCCUAUUGAUGGCGCCGUACCGGAAAAAAAGGAGCUUUAACGCCGCUGAGGUGUUGAGCUGGAGGAGCAGAGGUAUCAAUGCUGGGUCUCUCAUCAGGCACAAUAUGAAGGUCCUUAGAGACAUCAUCCUCCAGGACAAAAGGAAUUAUAUUAAAGUGUGGAGCAAGACCUCAAAGUCCACAAUAAUGUAUGAGGAUGGUAAAAUCUACUUUGAAAAUUACCAGAGCUGUUACAGCUGUUUUCAUUCAGAGCCUCAACUUCUAUACAAACUGCCUAAACGAUCUAAAGUGGAGAAAUUUGAAGAUGCCUUGCUGUGUCAGAGCCCACUCGACAAAACAUUAGCCUCUCCUUCUGAUCAUAAACCCAGCCUGUUGGUUUUGACAGCCAAUAACUGGCUUUAUCGCCUGUCAGCCAAAACAGGAGAAGAGCUGGAGAGAGUUUUCCUCUCUUCAAAACAUAAAUUCAGGUAUCUUGGCUGGGAUGUUUCCCAAGAAAUUUUUUACGUUAAAUCUGUUCAAAACAAAGAAACACCAUUAGCCCGGCAGGCGGGUGUCACUCAGAAUACAGUGAUGCACCUUGCCAUCUUUCAUGUUUUCCCCUUGCAAAUUGUGGGCAUUAUGGAGAUCAACAAAAAGGUGUUUGGAAAUAGCGUUACUGAUGUUGUUCUGUCUCAAGGGGUCCUUGCUGUGUCCUACAGCACCAAGUCAGUGAAGCUCUUCAGCUUUGAGCACAUUCUGCAAAGGUACAUGGCAGAGAAGAUAACACUUGGUAAGCAGAGUUGUGGAGGCAAAACAGUGGGAGAUGUUCCAUUUGGUAUCCCAGUAAAUAUCGAGAUCACAGAUUGCCCUCCAGUGCUCUUCGAGGUGUCCUGCUCUAAUAAUGGAGUCCAGAUUGGGGGCUACCCAUGGCACUACAUCCACACACCACCACAAAAAUGUCACAAAGGGACUCACCACAUCUGUUCACUUAAGGACAGCACUAUGGCAUCAAAUGGAAUACAGAAUAUGAACUGCUGCUCUCUAGAGAGUGAUGAGAUUUUCUUCCACCCUGACGACUCAGGAAGAAUCAUUCACGUUGGACCGACCAUCAUAAAUGUCUUAAAAAUCCUCGGUGAACUGAACAGCUGUUUGCCAUCAAAGGUAGCUGAAGAUUUCUCCAUGACAACCCAUCGAAACAACAAUCCUACCUCACAAGUCACUGUCACCUCAUCAGGCCGUGCAGUGAAGAGAAGAUUUCAGCAACUGGAUGAUGACCCAGAUCAAGAGACUUUCCGUAUGGUGGAAUAUGAGGAUGAGCUGGACCUUUUGGCAGUGGUGGUAACUAACGGUGAAGAGGGAGAAGGACGAGCUCAGAUCCAACUCCAUGACAACCAAAGUGGGCAAUUACUGCGGACAGUUGAUCUGGUUGAACCGUGGGAUGAGACUUAUCGACAUGAGCUUUUCUUUGACAAAGACACAAUUGUUCAUAUUGAACAAAAGAACACCAACUUCUGCUGCCAUGUGUACAAACUGAAGGCUGCCACAAAAUAGUGGUGCAAUAGUGAAUCAAAGCUGUUGUAGAGCAUUUAACUUUUUAAAAUGUUGUAAUCAUUGUCUCAAAGUUUAUUUUUGAUAUAGCUGUUCUGUUAAAACUUAUAAUGCUGUUUUUCACUUCUGUAUAGUUGUUUCUUUUUUGCAUAAAUUACACUUGAUAAUCAAGUUUCUACAGAACUAAGCUCUUAUUUAAAUCAUAUAAAAUCUCUGCACUGUAUUGCAAACUGUUGACCAUGUUCUUUCUGCCACCUGUGAACUUAUAGGAUUUUUAUACUGUAU